This is a messenger RNA of Lycium ferocissimum, 2494 nucleotides long. RefSeq names its product pentatricopeptide repeat-containing protein At5g66631. Lineage: Eukaryota; Viridiplantae; Streptophyta; Magnoliopsida; Solanales; Solanaceae. The record is from RefSeq and is a predicted model, not a curated record. Gene Ontology annotation, molecular function: protein binding. The transcript has a single exon. The coding region runs from base 236 to 2182 and encodes 648 amino acids.
CAAAGCCAAAGAAAACUCACCGUCAAAUCUUUUGAAUUUAGCCCAAAUGAUGCCCUUAGUCCCUUUAUCUUCCUCUUUGUUAAUCUAACCACGGCUAAGUUAUCUGUUUUUGUAAAUUCCUGAAGACCUGCCACGCACACCAACUGUUUGAUAUUUUUGUUCUAAUAACUCUUCUGUUCCUUAAACUGCAUUCUUGCCUUGCUUUUUCUAGGUUGUUGUCUACCUACAAGUUUAUAUGUACUUCAACCGAUUCUACAAGAUAAACAGCACAUUUAGUAAUUUAUCACUGCAUUUUCACCGUUUCUUGGGAACCCAAAAUGUAGCUUUAUACUUCCAGAGAGCCAGACUUAUCGAUUCGAUAAGACUUGCUCUUCGGUCUAAUCUGAUACCCAAUCUUGAAAAUCCUUCUUUGGACUCUUUUGUAGUAACUAAAGCACUUCAAUCAGCUCCCUCACCUGAUUCAGCUCUCUGUUUAAUUGAAAAUCUAAAAAAGAUUCCUCAUUUUUCGCAUACUCAUAAUACCCUUUAUGCAUUAGCCAAGAUUCUUGCUAAGGCGCGGGAAACUGCUAAAUUAAAAGCCCUUAUCAAUGCCAUUAACUCGGGAAAGUUUACUAAUGUUGCGCGUGUUAGUUACAUGGAUCAGAUGAGAUGGUAUGGUAUUAGUAGAGAGUUUAAUGAGGUUGUCCGUGUGUGGGACGAGUGGAGGACAACCCUUAAAAAACAUCCUUGUACUGAGUCCUAUAACAUUGUAAUGGGGUUAUGUGUUCAGAUGGGUAAGGAUAGUGAUGCUGUGAGGGUGUUCUAUAGGUUGAUUGAAGAAGGGGCACUUCCUAAUUGUAGGACAUAUACUGUUAUAAUUGAGCAUCUUGUUAGGACUAGAAAGUUGGAUUCAGCCAUUGAGAUUUUCCAUAUGUUGCCUAAUGUUAGGGUCAAACGUACGGUAAAGCAGUAUUCUGUUCUAGUGGAAGCAUUCAGUGUUGCCAAUCGGUUAGAUGUUGUCAAAAGUUUGCUUGAUCAGAUGAGAAGUGAUGGAAUAUUGCCUGUUCGAGCUAUGCUAUGGUCAUUGCAGCAGAUGCAGAAUGCUGGUUAUGAUGCUGAGACAAAUGAAUUGCUAAGGGACAUGUUACCGGAUGGGAGGAUUAAGAAGAUUGGUUACUCUAUGGACAGUAGUGAAGACGAGAGUGAUGAUGAAGAUGAAGAUGAAGAGAUUGAUUGUGACCAUACUAAUGCUGUGGAUCAACCUCACCUGAAGCCGUGGUUGGAUCCAGCUGCUUUAGCUAAUGCUUUAAGGAACUGGGGCGCUGAGGAGGUGUCAGCACUAGAGGAUGCAAAAUUAGUUUGGACGACUAGGUUGGUGUGCAAGAUGAUCAGGAGCUUCAAGGCAGCAGAAACUGCUUGGCAAUUCUUCUGCUGGGUUGCUUGUCAGCCAGGAUUCACUCAUGAUAUAUACACAAUUUCAAGAAUGAUCACCAGAUUAGCUCGCCAUGGAUGUGUGGAUUUAGUUGAUCAACUUUUGUCUAAGGUUGAAAGAGAGGGCAUUCAAUUGUCUUUCAGCACAAUCCGGUUAAUUAUUGAUUUUUAUGGGAUUUCUUGUAAUGGUGAUCCCGCCCUUAGGGUUUUCAAAAACGUUAAAACGAUAUGUGGUCCCAUAUCUAAAAGCAGUCAAUUGCUUCUGUACUCAUCUCUUCUAAGGACUUUGAUAAAAUGUAAUAUGAAUUCGGAAGCCUUACAUAUUCUCGAAGAGAUGAGUUUACUAGGAAUUGUUCCAGAUUUGCAAACAUAUUCUGGACUAAUGAGCCAUUUUGCUCUUCAUGGAGAUAUAAAAACUGUACAGAGGCUUUUCGGGAUGGUCAGGCAGAGCGGUAUAGCGCCUGAUGCUUAUAUGUAUAAAGUUCUCAUCCAUGCAUAUUGCAAAUGUGGAAGAGCUGCUCUUGCACUAAGGGUUUUUGAAGACAUGAGGAACUCUGGGUUGUUGCCUGAUGCUAACACCAAACAAUUGCUUGUCAAGAGUCUCUGGAAGGAAGGCAAGCUCCGAGAAGCUGCUUCUGUAGAAGAGAGAACUGAGGAAAUAAGUGAUGCUCUUCCCCUUGCUUUGCCUGGACAUAUGUUUACAGUUAGCUCUACAGAUCUUUCAAGAGUGUAUACCAUUUAUUCUAAUAGUUUCCAGUCAACUUGUAGUUGAAGGACUAUGUCACUGAUCAGGAUAUAGAGCUGUAGUGCUUUUCCACUUCAUAUUUCAGGUUAACAUCAUCAAGUGAAUUCUCAUCAAGGAGGUCUGUCUGGUUAUAUGUCCAUAGCAUUUUGAUUAUGUUGAUCAGAAAUGAAAGUUUUGAUCUUUGUAAUAUUGUUGCUGAAAAUCUCGUAUAAUCAACUGGACUUUUACUUGGCAUCUGACAAGAAAUCCUAAUUGUCAACAAUGCAGCUGUUUUACUCAUAUAAGAUGGUGAUAUUUCAAAUCACACAUUUGCUAGGGUUUAGCUUCUAUCUGUAUUUG